Tachysurus vachellii is the source of this 2497-nucleotide messenger RNA. RefSeq names its product ADP-ribosylation factor-like 8A (gene arl8a). Lineage: Eukaryota; Metazoa; Chordata; Actinopteri; Siluriformes; Bagridae. Bases 423 to 983 code for a protein of 186 amino acids. The record is from RefSeq and is a predicted model, not a curated record. Gene Ontology annotation, cellular component: lysosomal membrane. The transcript has 7 exons. Gene Ontology annotation, biological process: protein transport; anterograde axonal transport. Gene Ontology annotation, molecular function: GTPase activity; GTP binding.
AGACACUUCGUCUGUUGUGCGAAAGGGGGCGCAGUUUUCUGGUGGUGUAGAUGUGCUGCUCUUCUUCUGUCCUUCUCCUCUCCAUAUAACCCGCAUUGUUUAGGAUCAGCUGUGUGUCCGAAACCCCACCCAAGCAAGGGCAAAGAUACCGAGAGAGAGAAAGCGGUUGAUUCGGAACCCACCCGCUGUGGACCGAACCCGAGCUGUCUGUCAAUCUUCUUCUUCUUCUUCUUCUUCUUCUUGUUUUUCCCUCCGUUACAUCCGGAAGGUUUCAUCCCUCCAUCUUCCCUUCACCUUUCCUCUUUCCUCCAUCCUCCGGGCCGGAGUCAGCUGAUCGAUACACACACACAUACACACACACACACACACACACACCGCCUUCAUCAUCAUCUUCUUCAUCUAGGUCCAGGUCCAGAUCCAGGAUGAUCGCGUUAUUUAACAAACUCCUGGACUGGUUUAAAGCUCUGUUCUGGAAGGAGGAGAUGGAGCUGACGCUGGUGGGCCUGCAGUACUCCGGGAAGACCACAUUCGUCAACGUGAUCGCGUCAGGACAAUUCAGCGAGGACAUGAUCCCCACUGUUGGUUUCAACAUGCGUAAGAUCACUAAAGGAAACGUCACCAUUAAGCUGUGGGAUAUUGGAGGGCAGCCGAGGUUCCGCAGUAUGUGGGAGAGAUACUGCAGGGGGGUCAGUGCCAUCGUGUACAUGGUGGAUGCUGCAGAUCCGGAGAAAAUUGAGGCAUCUAAAAACGAGCUGCACAACCUGUUAGACAAGCCGCAGCUGCAGGGUAUUCCUGUUCUUGUGUUGGGCAAUAAGAGGGAUCUGCAUGGGGCGUUGGAUGAGAAGGAGCUGAUCGAGAGGAUGAACCUGUCUGCCAUUCAGGACCGGGAGAUCUGCUGCUACUCCAUUUCAUGUAAGGAGAAGGACAACAUCGAUAUCACACUACAGUGGCUGAUUCAGCACUCCAGAACCAGACGGAGCUGAGAGGUGGAGCUUCUGAAUAAGAAACAGUAUCAUGUGACCACCCGUAUGCCAAGUCCCACCCCCUUUGGGUUAUGCCCCUCCCCUAACUCUCUAAAACAACUUUCAUUCCUGUUUAAAAUUGUUAUAAAUAUGAUUUGCACUGUUUACAGUUUUAUGUUUGUUUGUUUUUAAACUUUUAUGCAUUUUUUAUAAUAACAAAAUUCAGACCAGAUGGAUUUCAGUCACAAGAUGAAGUGUGUGUGUGUGUCUGUGUGUGUGUCUGUGUGUGUGUCUGUGUGUGUGUCUGUGUGUGUGUCUGUGUGUGUGUCUGUGUGUGUGUCUGUGUGUGUGUCUGUGUGUGUGUGUGUCUCAGUCUUUUCAUAGGUCAGUAAAUGGUUAAAGGAUAAUUCAUGCUCUCUACAUUAAGGACACUUCAGUAUGUUAUUAAGUGUCGAACAUUUUAUUCCAUGAACUCUGAUAAAACUCUGCAAGGUUUUAAACCUGAUAAUGAAACUCACAGAAACACCUCCAUAACUACUGAGUCUGAGACCAGAGAGAAGUGUCUCAUGUUUGCCUUUGUUGUGUGUGUGUGUGUGCGUGUGUGUGUGUGUGUGUGUGUGUGUGUGUGUGUGUGUUAAGGAAGCAUCACAAAAAUAUCCACAGUGCUUCUAGCCGCCAGAUUAGCAUUGUGUGUAUAAAUUGCAGCAUGCUUAAAGUUUUUAAAUGGUUGUGUAUUGGCCACGAUGUGCUUUUGUUUUGUUUUGUGUCAGCUUUUUUCUCGCGGGUGUAUUGUGUGUUUUGGUGGCUCUGUGUGUGUGUGUGUGUGUGUGUGUUUUAUUUUCUGAACACCUAUUACACCUUCACACACACCACACAGUUUUGUGGUCAGUAUGGAUAUGAACGUUAUAGUGACAUCUCUGAGUCUGAGUUUUUUAACCUCAUGUGUGAUCAUUUGAGUUUUAAUCUAGAAAUGAAAUUGAUUAAAAGCAGCCGGUUUCUAUGGUCAGCUAGCUAACUUUGUUCUUCACUUAAGGUGGAAUAAUUAGGUUCUGAGGACUUGAAGAUCCAGUCCACCUUAAAUCAUUUGGCUUUCUGACCUGUGAGUCCAGACUUGUAGUAGUUUAUUUUCUGAAAAGGAAAUAAAGAAACUGUUCCUCUAUCAGAUAUUAAAGUGCCCCUGAUUUGCACUGAUUUUACGUCAGGUUUAAACUCCAGUCCACCUUAAAUCAGUCAUUUGGCGCUCUUGGUCUCAGAAUGUCAGAUAUGUAAUAAACAUUUAUCCUGUUUUAUUAUUAUUUAUUUUUUUCCUGUUGUGAUCAUCAUCAGUGUUAAAUCUGCAGUUCCACAUGUGUACAGCUCAGACUUUUUCAGACACAUGGUUGAGUUUAAAACCUCUCCUGAUUUUUAACUUGAUGUUGUAAAUAACAACAAAACCCAAAACCCUGCUUCUGACUGGACUUUGAGAGGAAAGAAAAAUAUGUUGUGAUUUCUGUGAUUAAAACUGACAAAUAAAAAACACUCCAUGAUUUAGAGAA